Messenger RNA from Pipistrellus nathusii (Nathusius's pipistrelle), 372 nucleotides. The record is from the annotation of a GenBank genome assembly. NCBI's taxonomy places the organism in Eukaryota, Metazoa, Chordata, Mammalia, Chiroptera, Vespertilionidae.
AUGCUCUCGUCAGUGCACUUCAGGCAGCCAUUUGCCAGAUGCCAACACGCAACUGGCCUGGGCCUGUGGGAAGUCUACCCACCGCCCCAAGGAUGCCUCUUCGUUUUGCUCCGACGGCGGGGCCCUGGUUUGGAUGUUAAUAUACAAAUUGUGCUUCUGAGAAUUGCAAAGAUAAUUUGGACAAAAGCCAAAAACCCACUCAGAUCUGUCAUCCUCCGCCCACCUUUUCACUGGAUAGGAAAAACGAUGGCUUUCAAAAUUAAAGUUUUCAAAAAUGUCUCACUCUCUUGUUUAAAAAAGCAAAACAGCCUUUCAUCACCAAACCUAAAGGAUUAUUUUGACACGAAAAUUGAUCCGCCACAUGAAAUUUAA